Molecule: messenger RNA, 1498 nt
Organism: Centropristis striata (black sea bass)
Lineage: Eukaryota; Metazoa; Chordata; Actinopteri; Perciformes; Serranidae
Product: snRNA-activating protein complex subunit 1-like
Exons: 1
Coding region: 58-1140 (360 amino acids)
Biological process (GO): snRNA transcription by RNA polymerase III; snRNA transcription by RNA polymerase II
Cellular component (GO): snRNA-activating protein complex
Molecular function (GO): sequence-specific DNA binding
Source: RefSeq, a predicted model, not a curated record
AGACCUCCUUCAGACAAGCCUUCAGCGUUAAUCUGUGGUUUUCCUUUUGUGGACAAGAUGCCUCGUGCGAAGCCUGUUUACGUUGAUAUUUACGAUGAACCACUGACAGAAGAUGUGGAGGAAAUACUGGCUCGUUUCCAGCUAACUGACUCUGUCCGGUAUGAGGUGUUUUCAUCCAUUUGGAGGGAGAUGUGCUUCUCAGAUGUCUUCAUAGGUAUCAUCGGUAUGAGUGAAAUGAAGAGAUUCUGCAGGAUUACGCUGGGCACAGCUGUGAAGUACUUCCUACCUCCAUACAGCUACCAGAUCCGGGUAGGAGGCUUGUAUCUGAUGUUUGCUUUGUACCACACGCAGCCUGCCAUCCCACCUGUGAAGAUCAGAUUCGCUCUAAAGGACUGGCCUCAAAUUCAGAAGUUUGUCAAGGACUCUGAGGAUUCUGGGCACCUAGAUGUUGUUUACAUAUAUCAAAAGCUUGUUGCAACCGGAGCCAUACACUACACCGCCAUGCCUCAUUUUCUCUCCUAUCAAAAGCAGAGGAAACCAAAGAAGAAGACUGUGUGUGCAGAGUUUAUCGGGAGGACCACGGCGGUCUUGGAUUUGUACUCUGCAGACGUCCUGGAGGAGCUGACAAACAUCCAGAGCCACUAUGAGAAUCUAAAGGAGGCCACGGUGGAGGUCAGCCGCCAAGUCAACAUGACCCAUCAAGAUUUCACUCCUCGCCUUAAAGACUGCAUGUCAGAGUUCUUAAUGUGGCAGCAGAAGACUUUCUCAGAUGAUAAAGACCAGAAAUCUGGUGAUGAUGAGGAUGAGGAGAAUAAGGCAGCUGAGGCUGAGUCCUGCAGCAGCAGGGCCAGACUGCUGUCCUCCAUCAAGCAGAAGAGCUACGGGAACUUCCAGGAGCAGUCCAAGUCCAGGAGGCAUCGACAGCCCGAGGCAGUGGACUCCUCCAGCUCGGGGGCAGAGCAUGUCCGAGAGUCUGCGUCUGUGCGGCGAAGGAGGCCUCCCUCACUUCGGGCUCGGACCUGGAAGAGUCUCGGGGUGACACGGGAGGAGUGCCAGCUCCAGCCCUGGCUCCUGAGUGCUCCUGAGCAUGACAGGGUGCCGGUGAAGAGGAUCCUGCAGACACCACCUUACAAACCAUGAUGGGAAGAGAGGGAGGAGGACGUUCAGCUCCAUAAAGAUGUUCUGCACUUUGUUUCUGUUUUAAAUGUAAAAAAAAAAGUUCACAAACAUUUGGAUAUAUGUUGCUAUUUUUUUUACUCACUGUGCAUCUGUUAUUAAACUGGAAACCUUUAAGUUGUUAAUAAAUGUAUUAAUGUUUUACCUUGUUUUCAUUUGAAUUGCCUGUCAGAGUAGGGAAAGUUUUGGUUUCACAAUCUGGACUGUGUUGUCUUUUGUCAGGUGAAUCAACUGGUUAUUUCACACCUGUUCAGAGAUCUGGCUUCUGCACAGAAAACGCCAACCAAAACCACUGAUUUUGUUCAUUUUGCUGAUUUUCUAA